Molecule: messenger RNA, 5604 nt
Organism: Coregonus sp. 'balchen'
Lineage: Eukaryota; Metazoa; Chordata; Actinopteri; Salmoniformes; Salmonidae
Source: the annotation of a GenBank genome assembly
GCAGACCUGACCACCCAGCGCGGCAGGGUGUUCAAGCUACGCAACGAGACCCACCACCUGUUCGUAGGGCUCUACCCGGGAACCACCUACUUUUUCACCCUCAAAGCCAGCACCAACAAAGGCUUUGGACCCCCUGUCACCACCCGCAUCGCCACCAAGAUAGCAGGUGAGGGAGACUUCUUCAGAGCAGAUAGUAGUAGUGAUGUUUCGUUGGUAUCCUAAAUUCACAUACAUACAGCUGCAAGCACUAUGACAUAAAUUACGUGAUACAUGCACCAUUGUACUAUGGUAGUUUUGUUCUCAUUUUUCAUUAAUUGUUUUUGUUUUUGUUUUUGUUUUUUAUCCAUUGUAAAAAAUAAAUAAAAACUGUAAUUGACCGUAAUUAACAUGAACACAUUUAGCAUCUCCUGGCUUCCACACAUAGCCUACAAGCCACUGAUGCAGAACUUUGGAACAUCUACAUUUAAAAAAGUAUAAUAAUGUAAUAUAGCCUACACCUUCACAAUAAAUCCACUAUUUAUUUUAGACAGGUCUAAAGAAACAUGAUAUGAAGAAAAUGUAGUCUAUUUCAGAAGAACAGAAUAGCAUACUCUGAGUUGUCCUUAUGUUAGGUCCUCAUCUGGCUAUGCCAAAUGGCUGUGGGCUACACUAGUUCAUUUAGCAGAGAAGAUUUGCUUAGAAUUCCGUGGCAUUAUUUUAUAUUAUUUUAUAGUAUGAAGAAUACAAUUGAACAUAGCUGAAGAAAAUAUAAAGGAUAUUUUCUCCAAACGAUUUGAGGGAGUGCACACGUGCGGCUAUUCUGUGUUGAGCGGUUAACAAAGAAACAGGUACUCCUAUAUGCUUAAUUUAGAAUUAUUUAUGUAACUUUAGUUGCGAUACAAAUGUUGGGCUAUAUGUUUAGAUUUUUUAUACAUUCUAAGGCUGCAUGAUGCGACUCUAAUGAUGAUUUGAAAAAGGUUUCAUGAAAGGCAUGAGCUCUGCUUUGUUUUUUGUGCAGGCUGUACACACUUCAUCAGUCUCUCAUUCAGAAUUUGACAAGCAAUUGAUAAUGCCUCGAAUUUCCCGGCUGCAUCCCCUUUGUGUGGCCAUAAUGCCCCCUAAAAAAUUCCAUCCCUUUCGCGGCCGUUGUGCCCUUGGGCUGAAUAUAAUAAUUAUAAUUCCCUUCUCCCGGCUGCGUGCCUAAGGACCUCUCACUCACAUGGCUCUUAAUCACAUGAUCGGGUCUUUCUCACAGGCUACAAGUGAAGACAGACACAUCGGGGACGCAACUGUGCGCGUCUUUAUCCAAUUCCGAGGUGCAUAUUGAAGAUAUUGGAAGAACUGUCCACAUUUACUUUUUGUCAGCCAACAAGAUGAGUAGGCCUAAUGAACAGCAAAAGCACUAGCCUAUGUCAAUCUACUAUCCCCCAUAGUACAAAAGUUGAUCUAUUCUAUUCUGUGCAACAAAUAAACAUUCCAAACAUAGUCUGGGACAGUUGUGGGAUGCGAUAGAUCCCAAAUUAAUACAACCACUAGCAUUAAAAAAACUGUGUUAAGCAAUGAGCCUGACGCAACAGAUGAGAACAUUUAGCUUAAAAUGUUGAUAAACUAUUAGGCUAUUUCUUCACAUUAUAAGCACAGCAAUGCGCACAUGGCAGUAGGCUAUAAGCGUGAAUGUUCCAUUAGCAGGAAAAUACCAUUCUCAAGAAUGACCACAAAUGUGAUUAUGCAUGUAAUGCUUUUAUUGAAACUCAUGCUCUGCGUAUGUAUGCCAGUUAGGCUCUACACUCGUUGUAAAGUGGAUUAAUGUGCUUCAUUUUAAGAAGUUAUUUGGCCACUUUAGUUGUGAUACAAACCUUAUCAAAACAUAUAGGCCUAUGGGCUAGGCUACAUGAGGUGUGCGACUAUGAUUUGAAAAUGUCGCAAAAAAAGCAUGUGCUGUUUCUUGCCUUAAGCUGGACAUCAUUCACAAGUGAUAAUAUAUCCUUCACUAGUGAUAGGCUAAUAUUGUCACCCAUCACACUAUUCUUGAUUUAAUAUUGUCUUUACAUACACUAAAUAAUACACAGUACCAGUCAAAAGUUUGGACACACCUACUCAUUCAAGGGUUUUUCUUUAUUUUUAAAAAUGUUUACAUUGUGGAAUAAUAGUGAAGACAUCAAAACUAUGAAAUAACACAUAUGGAAUCAUGUAGUAACCAAAUAAGUAUUAAACAAAUCAAAAUAUAUUUUAUAUUUGAGAUUCUUCAAAUAGCCACCAUUUGCCUUGAUGACAACUUUGCACCCUCUUGGCAUUCUCUCAACCAGCUUCAUGAGGUAGUCACCUGGAAUGUAUUUCAAUUAACAGGUGUGCCAUCUUAAAAGUUAAUUUGUGGAAUUUCUUUCCUUCUUAAUGCGUUUGAGCCAAUCAGUUGUGUUGUGACAAAGUAGGGGGGGUAUACAGAAGAUAGCCCUAUUUGGUAAAAGACCUAGUCCAUAUUAUGGCAAGAACAGCUCAAAUAAGCAAAGAGAAACGACAGUCCAUCAUUACUUUAAGACAUGAAGGUCAGUCAGUACGGAACAUUUUAAGAACUUUAAAAGUCUCUUCAAGUGCAGUCGCAAAAACUAUCAAGCGCUAUGAUGAGACUGGCUCUCAUGAGGACCGCCACAGGAAUGGAAGACCCAGAGUUACCUCUGCUGCAGAGGAUAAGUUCAUUAGAGUUACCAGCCUCAGAAAUUGUAGCCCAAAUAAAUGCUUCACAGAGUUCAAGUAACAGACACAUCUCAACAUCAGCUGUUCAGAGGGGACUGUGUUAAUCAGGCCUUCUUGGUCGAAUUGCUACAACUACUAAAGGACACCAAUAAGAAGAAGAGACCUGCUUGGGCCAAGAAACACGAGCAAUGGACAUUAGACCGGUGGAAAUGUGUCCUUUGGUCUGGAGUCCAAAUUUGAGAUUUUUGGUUCAAACCGCUGGUCUUUGUGAGAGGCGGUGUGGGUGAACGGAUGAUCUCAGCAUGUGUAUUUCCCACCAUAAAGCAUGGAGGAGGAGGUGUUAUGGUGUGGGGGUGCUUUGCUGGUGACACUGUCUGUGAUUUAUUUAGAAUUCAAGGCACACUUAACCAGCAUGGCUACCACAGCAUUCUGCAGCGAUACGCCAUCCCAUCUGGUUUGGGCUUAGUGCGACUAUCAUUUGUUUUUCAACAGGACAAUGACCCCACACACAUCCAGGCUGUGUAAGGGCUAUUUUACCAAGAAGGAGAGUGAUGGAGUGCUGCAUCAGAUGACCUGGCCUCCACAAUCCCCUGACCUCAACCCAAUUGAGAUGGUUUGUGAUGAGUCGGACGGCAGAGUGAAGGAAAAGCAGCCAACAAGUGCUCAGCAUACGUGGGAACUCCUUGAAGACUGUUGGAAAAGCAUUCCAGGUGAAGCUGGUUGAAAAAAUGCCAAGAGUGCAAAGCUGUCAUCAUGUCAAAGGGUGGCUAUUUGAAGAAUCUCAAAUAAAAAAUAUAUUUUGAUCUGUUGAACACUUUUUUGGUUACUACAUGAUUCCGUAUGCGUUAUUUCAUUGUUUUGAUGUCUUCACUAUUAUUCUACACUGUAAAAAAUAGUACAAAUUAAGAAAAACCCUUGAAUAAGUAGGUGUGUCCAAACUUCUGACUGGCACUGUAUGUGUGAAAUUUGUUUUGAUUUAGAAUGGACCAUUAUCAUGCACCUGUCUCAAAACAGGGGCAUCGGAAAGAAAUACACGUCAUCUAUGCACUUAAAUAGUGAAUGGAGGACGCUUUUCCCUUGGUUCAUUUUCAUGCAAGCCAUGUAGGCUUGUUGUAAAGCGAAGCAAUGUGCUUAAUAUCAGGAAAGUUGAGAAAUUAAUAUAGUAGGCUUAGCCUAUAGAAAGCUGAUGGGAUCCUCCUUUUUUCAAUAGAGGCCAUCACUCAGUUUUCUCACACAAUUGCAUAGCCUAUAGAAAUGUUGCGCAACAUGAGCUCAUGGGCUCUCAUGAAGUGUUCGAUUAGAUUUUCGAUUACAUUUACAUUAAUGUAAGGCCCUCCUGUAGCUCAGUUGGUAGAGCAUGGUGCUUGCAACGCCAGGGUUGUGGGUUUGAUUCCCACGGGGGCCCACUAACUGUAAAUCGCUUUGGAUUAGAGCGUCUGCUAAAUGACUAAAAUGUAAAUGUAAUGUCAGAGUGAAUAGAGGGACAAUAGAGUGCUGAGUAUCAGGCAGUUAGCAAGUUUGGUAGGCUACUAAUGACCAUCAGCAGCAUCAGAGCUUGGAGAAGCCUAAUUACCGUUACUAAACGGUCACGUGGAAUUUGACUGCCGUCAUGACUUGUGACCGCCGGUGUGGUGGUAAUACGGUCACUGUAACAGCCCUACGUCUGACAACUGCCCACAAAAUAUCGCUCUGUUUUCUAAGAAUAUUUCUCAGAACAAGGCUCGAACAAAUUACUAAGACUAGUAAGGCCAGCGUGUUGUUAUUCAUUUGUUCUUAGAAUGCCGCAAUUAAAAAAAAUUGACACACCUUCUUCUCAUUAGUGGCCUCUCAAAUGUGUAUAUAAGGAAGCAUGCUGGGAAUGAUUCAUGAAGUGGCAUGAGUCUCACCAUGGAAAUAAAGGAGGAUUAGAGCAAUAACAUCUACAUACGUGGUCAAACAAAGUUGGGUUGAGGAAAAUCACGUCAUUGGCACGUCAUUGACACAUCAAUUCAAUGCUUUUGCUGACAGUCAAAAUCUCUCUAGAAUGGCAAUUUACCUCACAUACAUUCACACAACAUAGCAACCAAACAGACCCCACAUACAUUCACACAACAUAGCAACCAAACAGUGAGCAAUUGUUUAACAUUGUACAUCAUUCAUUUGAACCAUGUCAUUCACUGACAUUCAUAGAUAGAAAUGGUGUAACAAAAGCAUGAAGGAUUUGUCUUCUUAUCUCUGAUAGUAAACAUUCCCUGUCUUAGUUGUCAGUCAUACAGUAGACUAGAGCCUUGAUGGCCUGCAGCAUCAACACCAUUCUCUUUGAAUCCUUGAACGAUUUGGCAUUUCUAAUUCCAGUCUGCUGCGAUUUAUCUAAUCAAGGUUGUCCUAUGAAUGUUUUGGAGAUAAUGAAGAUUGGGGAAGACGUGACAUUUUAGAGAGAUGGCACAUUCGUGACGUGUAUUGGGCAAGGUUUUCACACCAACACGCUUGUGUUAGGGUACAUCUUUAAAAAGGUCAAUCUUUAGCAAUGGCUUCAUGGACAACAUUGACUUAAAUCCAUAGAUGGAGAUGGUCUAUGUAGGUACUGUGACUGUAUGCCAAUACUCUAUAGUGCAUUAGCUUCAGAAAUCACAGGGCUGACUCCACUAUUUCAUGAUGUCAGGGGACCAAGUCUGUUGAUUGUGGGUUUUAAAGAUAAUAAUUCAAAAGGGGUUGUGUUUACUAGGAAACAAAAGUAACAAAACAGACUCAAUCAUUUUCGUUUUUCAUUGCAAAACAUUUCAAACGUUCUCCGUUGCGUGCCCUUAUAAACACAACUCUGUCUCAUACCCUCUGAAUCUUUCCCCACCAGCCCCAUCAAUGCCGGAGUACGAGACCGACAUGCCCCCUCUUAACGAGACGGACACCACCAUCACAGUUCUGCUGAAGCCUGCGCAGUCCAGAGGAGCUCCCGUC